This is a messenger RNA of Micromonas pusilla CCMP1545, 841 nucleotides long. RefSeq lists its product as uncharacterized. Lineage: Eukaryota; Viridiplantae; Chlorophyta; Mamiellophyceae; Mamiellales; Mamiellaceae. Gene Ontology annotation, biological process: protein phosphorylation. The record is from RefSeq and is a predicted model, not a curated record. The annotation marks the transcript as partial. The transcript is spliced from 3 exons. Gene Ontology annotation, molecular function: protein kinase activity; ATP binding.
CGCCGCGCGACGACCGCGAUGGCGUCUCUCCGCGCCGCGCCGCCGCCGACGACGACGACGACGUCGUCGUCGUCGUCGUCGCGUCGCCCGCGCGUCGCAUCGCGCCGCGCGACGCCGCCUCCUCUCCCCGCGCGUCGCGCCUCGUCUCACGUCGCGCGCGCGGAGUACUCCUACGACGUCGGCUCGUACGACCCAGAGAUGGACGGGUUCGUCCCGCCCGAGGUGUCGCUCUCCACGCUCGCCGUGGGCGCGAAGAUCGGCGAAGGGUCGUUCGGGGUGGUCUACCGCGGCGUCGUCACGGAGGAGGACGCCUCGCCGCGAGACGUCGUCGUGAAGGAGUACAAGAAGAGCGUGCGAGGGAGGGACUGGUACUCGUUCUACUGCGACGAGCGCGACAUCUGCCGGCGUCUCGUCGGAUGCGCCGGCGUCGCGCCGUUCGCGGGCGUCGCGGGCUCGGACGCGUACCUCGUCUGGGAGCACGUCGGCGACGAGACGUUGGGGAGCGUUCUCGACGCGGGGCGCGGCGUGAAGGGCGUCAGGGAGGCGAUCGGCGACGGGAGAGGAGGCCGCGGCGGGCGCGACGACGCCGAGACCUUUCGCGCGAUCGCCGCGGGGCUGUGCGAAGCCGCGAUCGCGAUGCACGAACGCGGGGUCGUGCACCGCGACGUGAAGCCGGAUAACGUCCUGCUGACGUCGGUUAUCACCUCCGCGAACGUGAGCGACGACGACGCCGUGCUCGCGCUGUGCGACCUCGGCGGCGCCGCGGACUUCGAGACGGGACAAGGGUGCGACGGCCGCGAAGCGAUAUUCGACCCGGUGUACGGUGCGCCGGAGCAGUUCG